AUGUCUUUCCAAGUCCCCCUCCUUCUCUCUCUUCCCCUUCUCUCCUUCACAAUCCAAGUCAAGAACCUCGUCACCUUCGGCGACAGCUACACUGACAUCACCACCAUGGGCGACGGGGGAACAAUGUGGCCUGUCUACGCUGCAGGGUACGCCAACCUCCAACUGUUCCCCUUCGCACGUGCCGGCGCAACAUCCACGCACCACGCAACCACGCAAUCACGCAGGCGACCACGUCGAAUUCUUCUUGCCCCCUUCCGCCCCUUUCCCUCCAUAUUCGAGAGUCAGCUCCCGUUGUAUUUCGCGGAAAAGCACAACGGGUCGAUUGUUUUGGACCCGGAGGAGACGCUCUAUACGCAAUGGAUCGGGACGAAUGAUAUCGGAGUGUAUUCUUUGGUUACAGGGAGCAAUAAUGCGUCGAUAGUUGACGUGGUAGGCUGUAUGUUGGAUUGGGUUCGGGUCUUGUAUAAGGAUGGAGCGAGGAUUUUUUUGCUCCAGAAUAUGGUACCACUGAACGAAGCAAUCUUGUAUGCUCCAAACUCGUACCCGAACCAUUAUUUCAAUGGACCGCGCAACACAACCGAAUGGAGCGUGUUUAUUCGCGAGCUAGUAUUGAGUGGGAACGCACUGUCUCGUGCGAUGCUCCGAGCGGUAGUACCAGAGGUUCCAGGCGCUCACAUCGGGAUUUUUGACUUGCACGGACUGUUCCAAGACAUACACGAUAAUCCAGCAGAGUACUUGAACGGGACUGCGCCGUUCAACGUGACGGGUGCGGUGUUAUCCUGCAUAGCUCCGGAGGAAGGUCAGGCUGGGAGUUUACAGUGCACGACGGUGUUUGGGACAGAUCGGGAUAGUUAUCUGUGGUGGGUGUACGACGAGUUGCAUCCGAGUGAGCAAGCGGAUAGGAUCGUGGCGAGGGAGAUUGCGAAGGUUGCGAGAGGGCAAGAGAGCAAAUGGGCUACGUGGAUUUCAUGA
This is a messenger RNA of Desarmillaria tabescens, 972 nucleotides long. RefSeq names its product carbohydrate esterase family 16 protein. NCBI's taxonomy places the organism in Eukaryota, Fungi, Basidiomycota, Agaricomycetes, Agaricales, Physalacriaceae. The record is from RefSeq and is a predicted model, not a curated record. Bases 1 to 972 code for a protein of 323 amino acids. The transcript is spliced from 4 exons. Gene Ontology annotation, molecular function: hydrolase activity, acting on ester bonds.